UAUAUCUCCGCCCGUCUCUGACACCCGGAGCGUCCUCUUUCUUUUUCAUCCUCCUUCUUCUUCUUCUUCUUCUUCUUCUUAUUAUUAUAAGGACCAGGUCUCCUCUUCCUCCUCUUCCUCCUCUUCCUCCACGCACGCACACUGAUGGCGGUCGCGGCGGCACCGAAGCGGCAGGACACCCGCAAGUUCUUCGAGAAUCUGUCCGGCGCCGGGAAAUCCAUCGCGGUGCUGACCAGCGGAGGAGAUGCUCAAGGCAUGAACGCAGCCGUCAGGGCGGCCGUCAGAAUGGGCAUCUACGUGGGGGCCAAGGUCUUCUUCAUCCACGAGGGUUACCAGGGGAUGGUGGACGGGGGCGAUAACAUCCAAGAGGCAUCAUGGGAAAGCGUCUCCAGCAUGUUGCAAGUGGGCGGCACGGUCAUCGGCAGCGCCCGCUGUAAAGAGUUCCGCAGCCGCGAGGGCCGCCUGAAGGCCGCACACAACCUGGUGAAGCGCAGCAUCACCAACCUGUGUGUGAUCGGCGGAGACGGCAGCUUGACCGGAGCCAACCUGUUCAGAGAGGAGUGGAGCAGCCUGCUGGAUGAGCUCCUGCAGAAAGGUCUGAUCGACCAGGAGGCGACCCUCGCCAACUCGGAGCUCCACAUCGUCGGCAUGGUCGGCUCCAUCGACAACGACUUCUGCGGCACCGACAUGACCAUCGGCACCGACUCGGCCCUGCACCGCAUCAUCGAGGUGGUGGACGCCAUCAUGACCACGGCUCAGAGCCACCAGAGGACAUUUGUUCUGGAGGUCAUGGGCAGACACUGCGGCGUGUUGAUCUCCGGUGGGUUUGACGUGUUGAGUGUGUUUGUCACGGUGCAGAGUCGAUCUCGAGGUUCCAGGUUGAAUAUUAUCAUAGUCGCUGAAGGAGCCAUCGACAGACAGGGACAAGCCAUCACGUCUGGUUCUGUGAAGGAUAACCGCGCUGAUAAGAAAAGGCUGAACAUUAUUAUUGUAGCUGAAGGAGCCAUAGACGCCCACAACAAGCCCAUAACUCCUGAUUAUAUCAAGGAACUGGUCGUCCGCUGCCUGGGUUUUGACACCAGGGUCACUAUCUUGGGUCACGUGCAGAGAGGUGGGACCCCCUCCGCCUUUGACAGGAUCCUGGCCAGUCGUAUGGGCGUGGAGGCCGUGCUGGCGUUACUGGAGGCGUCUGCCAACACCCCGGCCUGCGUCGUGUCCCUGGUCGGCAACCAGGCUGUUCGACUGCCACUUAUGGAGUGUGUUCAGAUGACCCAGGAAGUGCAGAAGGCCAUGGAUGAGAAGAAGUUUGAGGAGGCCGUCCGCCUGCGUGGGAGGAGCUUUGAAAACAACCUGAGAACCUACAGGCUCCUCUCCUACCGGAAAGCAGACUCUGAACUUCCGAAUAGCUCCUUUAACGUGGCCGUGCUGAACGUCGGUGCGCCGGCGGCCGGUAUGAACGCUGCCGUGCGUUCUGCCGUCAGAGUGGGAAUCACCGAGGGCCACAAAAUGUUCUCGGUCAGCGACGGCUUCGAGGGAUUUUACAAAGGACAGAUCAAAGAGAUCAAAUGGGGCGAUGUUGGUGGUUGGACGGGACAGGGAGGGUCGCUGCUCGGGACUAAAAGGACUCUUCCAGGAAAACAUCUGGAUAAAAUAGCCGAGCAGAUGAGGGUCCAUAACAUCAACGCCCUGCUCGUCAUCGGAGGAUUCGAGGCCCUCGAGUCCCUGCUGCAGCUGUACGAGGCCCGUGCGGACUACGAGGAGUUUUGCAUCCCCAUGUGCAUGCUGCCUGCCACCAUUAGUAACAAUGUGCCCGGCACCGACCUCAGCAUCGGCGCGGACACGUCCCUCAACGCCAUCGUGGAGACCUGCGACCGCAUCAAGCAGUCGGCCAGCGGCACCAAGCGGCGGGUUUUCAUCAUCGAGACCAUGGGGGGCUACUGUGGCUACCUGGCCACUGUGGGGGGUCUGGCUGCCGGAGCAGACGCCGUCUACAUCUACGAGGAACCGUUUGACAUCCGCGACCUGCAGGCCAACGUGGAGCAUCUGACGCAGAAGAUGAAGACGAGCAUCCAGAGGGGCUUGGUGCUCAGGAACGAGAACUGCAACGAGAACUUCACCACGGAUUUCAUCUACCAGCUGUACUCGGAGGAGGGUCGGGGCGUGUUCGACUGCAGGAAGAACAUCCUGGGGCACAUGCAGCAGGGAGGAGCUCCGUCUCCAUUCGAUAGAAACUUCGGCACCAAAGUUGCAGCUAAAGCGAUGCAGUGGAUCACAAGGACGCUCAAGGACUCUUACAAAGGAGGACGAGUGUUUACCAACUCGGAGGACACCGCCUGUCUGUUGGGGAUGCGCCGCAGAGCGAUGGUCUUUCAGCCCGUGUCUCAGCUCCGGGACGAGACCGACUUUGUCCACAGGAUCCCGAAGGAGCAGUGGUGGCUGAAGCUCCGUCCGCUGAUGAAAAUCCUGGCCAAGUACAAGACGAGCUACGACGUGUCCGACUCGGGACAACUGGAACACGUGACCCGGGUCCGACCCAGAGAGAGCGACGGCUCGUCCGCCAUUUGAACCAAAGAGAUUCGCUCCAACGUGAAAACAGCUCCACCGAACCGGGGUGGCUGCUCACACGACGACGGAUUGACAGAUAAAUUAUGGUAGAUUUUAAAAGGCGGGUGAUGAUAUUAAAGUUACGCCGUGCGGUAAAGUCGCAGCACUUUUCAGAGCGGAUCGUCCAUAUUUUAGAUUUCGACAGAAUUCGAGGUUGGUCUUUUGGAACAGAGCUUUUCACAUCUUACUAAAUUUGACUGGGGAGAUUCUACGAAAUACAAAGUUAAUAUAAACCUAAAUGUGUAUAAGCACGAUUCAAGUUUUGGUCCUGAAAGUGUAGCUUUAUCUUUUUAUUUUGAAGAAGCCAAACUGAGCAAACGUCUUCGUGGCAUAAAAGCAGAAAGCCGGAGUCGGGUAAUGAAUUUUAAGUGUCGCUUUUGUCGUUUUUAUUUUCCGCAGCACUUUGAGCCCCGUGAUAAAUGUAAUCCCCCUAAAGCUGCUUAUAAACAGAGAAUGUCCCGGGAGGAAUCGAACUCACGGUCCGAGAACCUGUUCGCAUAAAUGUCAACCGUUUGUGUUUUUUUUUCCUUUUAAACCACGUCGUGAGGCAGAGAACUGUCGGGAACCGAGUGCAACGUUAACCUUUGUGAACGCAGUGUGGUUUGUGUGUCCUGUCAGAGUAAUAAAGCUUUUAUUGUGUGGAAGGUUA
Messenger RNA from Paralichthys olivaceus (Japanese flounder), 3253 nucleotides. The record is from RefSeq and is a predicted model, not a curated record. Lineage: Eukaryota; Metazoa; Chordata; Actinopteri; Pleuronectiformes; Paralichthyidae.